AUGGAAUCCUCAGCACCAGUACUGGCCUCGAGCUGGUACGAGCUAUUCACUGGCGAUUGGCUCAGUCAACCAAUACGGGCAGUGUUAGUCGGUGCCCUCGCGCUUCCUUUUGUUCUUUGGCCCCGGGACCAACCUCAAAAAUCGAACCCUCGACUAUUUGCCUUGUUUGUCUAUCUGCUUCACUUUGCUGCUGUCCCCUGGCUGUAUCUCGUAACGAAAUUGGUCCCUGAACCCUAUCUGGAUGAAAUCUUCCACAUACCCCAAGCGCAAAAGUACUGCCAGGGUCGGUUUUUGGAAUGGGAUGACAAGAUCACGACACCCCCAGGCCUUUACCUUGUCUCCCUGAUUACUCCUGGAGUCGUCCAACGGAAUGGGCAUCUUAACUAUGCCUGCAGUGUGCAGAAUUUGCGAGCCUUAAAUGUCUUUGCACUGGCGGUCCUGGCCUACUUGGCUUUGCAGUGCCGUCGUGAGAUCGAGGCACGACUUUACGAAGCUCACUUUUCUACCAGGCUGCGUAAUACCUCGCAGUAUGCACUCCAUACUGCCUUUAAUGUUGCCUUGUUUCCUCUUCUUUUCUUUUUCUCCGGUUUAUACUACACUGAUGUUGCUUCCACUGCAGCUGUUCUGGUCGCGUACCUGAAUCACUUGAAACGCAUCGGGCGCGAUCAAAGCUCGGUUCUAAGUGACCUUGUAACGAUUUCCCUUGGUGUUUUCACACUUUUCUUUCGCCAAACAAAUGUCUUCUGGGUGGUUGUGUUCAUGGGUGGCUUGGAAGCCGUUCAUGCUAUCAAGACUCUACGGCCAGAACGGGUUGACCAACCAGUCAUCCUGACACUUUCCGAGCAGCUAAAGCACUAUGCUUGGAGAUACUCUCUCGGAGAUAUUCACGACCCGCCGUUACAUGCAAUGUGGCCAGAUGACAUGCUCUUUUGCGUACUAAGUCUGGGUAUCGCGGCGCUGUGCAACCCACUCCGCGUCAUUCGGCAGAUAUGGCCUUACGUUUCCGCUCUUUUAUUGUUCGGAGCUUUUGUUGCUUGGAAUGGCGGUGUUGUGCUUGGAGACAAGUCUAACCAUGUGGCUACUAUUCAUCUUCCGCAGAUGCUCUACAUCUGGCCCUUCUUUGCCUUCUUCUCUCUACCGCUCCUCAUUCCAUACAUUCUCCCCUUGAUCAACGUCCUACGUCGCCUUGUUCACACAUCGUCGCCAGCGCUAGCUGCUAGGUCAGCCCCUGGAACGGAAACUUCGUCUUGGUUUGCCUGGUCUUCAUCCGGCAAUUCUAUGUCCAGAAAAACAAGAAGCAAGGUUUCUGGCUCUAAAGGUGGUGCGGAAGUUGAUACGCCGCGCAGCGAAUACCCGCAGCCAUCGAAGGAGUUGCAAUAUUUCGAAAUGAUUUUCGGCAGCAAAAUCUUCCUUUGGCCCCUUUAUCUUCUUGGGACUAUCAUUUUCUCGUUUGGCAUCGUCCGUUACAAUACUAUCAUUCACCCAUUUACUCUCGCCGAUAACCGCCAUUACAUGUUCUACGUCUUUCGAUACACCAUCCGACGAGCUUCUUGGAUUCGAUACGCCUUGGUCAUCCCCUACACUGUGGCUCGCUGGAUAACUUGGGGCACCAUGGCUGGGUGUUCGCAGUGGUUCAUGACUAUGCAUGGACCCGCGUGCUCUACCUAUUCUAGAGGAGACAGAAAGUCCCCCUUCUUAAGCCAUCCUGCCUUUACGAAUCGUGGUACCUCACCACACCAAACUGAUGCUGCAUCUCCUACCGAGUCCAAAGACCUGGAUGCAAGCCAGCAGCAGGAGCUAAGCCAAGCGUUGGAGAAGGACCCUCUGUUAGCCUCUAUUGAGCCAUCUACCACUUCGACGGGUCUUGUCUUCUUGCUUGCCACGACCUUGUCGCUCAUGACAGCUCCUUUGGUUGAGCCACGGUAUUUCAUCAUCCCCUGGGUGGUGUGGAGAUUACUUGUGCCUGCGUGGAAACUCCAUGACCACGAUUCUGAAGGCGUUGCUGCUACCCUGAAAGGACAUCCCAAGACCAAACCCUUGUUCUUGUUCUUUCAGCGCUAUGAUCUGCGCCUUAUACUUGAGACGUUUUGGUUUAUCGCGAUCAAUGCAGUAACGGGGUACAUUUUCCUCACUAAACCGUACGUGUGGAAAGCGGAGGAUGGCACUGUACUGGAUGGUGGUCGGCUCCAGCGGUUUAUGUGGUAG
Messenger RNA from Fusarium venenatum, 2205 nucleotides. Its product is annotated as Dol-P-Glc:Glc(2)Man(9)GlcNAc(2)-PP-Dol alpha-1,2-glucosyltransferase. The record is from RefSeq and is a predicted model, not a curated record. Gene Ontology annotation, biological process: protein N-linked glycosylation; dolichol-linked oligosaccharide biosynthetic process. NCBI's taxonomy places the organism in Eukaryota, Fungi, Ascomycota, Sordariomycetes, Hypocreales, Nectriaceae. Gene Ontology annotation, cellular component: endoplasmic reticulum. Gene Ontology annotation, molecular function: dolichyl pyrophosphate Glc2Man9GlcNAc2 alpha-1,2-glucosyltransferase activity.